Molecule: messenger RNA, 2901 nt
Organism: Schistocerca gregaria
Lineage: Eukaryota; Metazoa; Arthropoda; Insecta; Orthoptera; Acrididae
Product: proline-rich protein 36-like
Exons: 3
Coding region: 1270-2901 (543 amino acids)
Biological process (GO): cell differentiation; regulation of transcription by RNA polymerase II
Cellular component (GO): nucleus
Molecular function (GO): DNA-binding transcription factor activity, RNA polymerase II-specific; RNA polymerase II cis-regulatory region sequence-specific DNA binding
Source: RefSeq, a predicted model, not a curated record
GCGCGGGCUGCCGACGGGGCAACAUCUCAGCGCGCACGGCGCCCGCUCUGUCGCCGCCAGCCAGCCGCAACGGGCGCGCGCGCUCGCACAGUGUCUCUGUCUCCCUCCCACGCUCGCCGAACAGCUGAGUGUCACCGCCUCGUCUGGACGCCAAAGUGCGCAGCACUGCCUCGCGGCCGCCGUACGAGGUAGUACACGACGCCGACAGAAGCUCGUCGUCUCCUCCUGGAGUGAGUGCGUAGUCGACAGCUGUGCUGUUCGGCCCGAAGGGGGGCUUAUUAUCUAAUCUCGAGUGACAUUUGAAGGCAGGUGUGAUCGCCGAAGUACAGUGCAACUCGUCGCAGUAGGGAGCUCCGACAUAUUGUUACAUCUGUAUUGUAAGUGCGACAUACGUCGUUUGUUUACACUGCGUAAUUGCCUCCGGAAGCAGCUCGUACGGUAGUACAAGUAAACUGCCCCUUCUGUGACUGUGACAAUAAUGGAGAGUACAGUGUCGUUGCUCCACUAUAGUGAAACAAUAGCGCUUUGCGGGUGAUACAGCAAUUACUCGUCAUAUGAAAAACACCUUGUGUACGAGUGUGCAUUUGUUGCUUUCUUGUCUCGUGUGCUUUCGUCAGACACAGAUUCGAGAACGUUAUCUGGCGUGUGGAGCGCGAAAUUACUCCGCCCCUGUGACACAUUAAUUAACAGCGAGUAGAGCCGCUACGGUUGUUACGGGUCUCCAUCUGUGUGCCUGGCUACCCCCACGGGAGCCGCGUACACGAGUGCUCGCACUCUCGGCGUGUUCUUUGAGUAGUGACAGCGGCGAGCCUGUGUGCGUGUGCGGUAGUGCGAGCUCCUCUCUCUGUUUUUUUGCCGAUACGACUGGUGUGCGCGUGCAGUAAUAAAUCGCCGUGUGAGAAACGGCAGUGCCGUGUAGAGCGUUAAAAAGGAGCAAAGGGAGACGAAAAACAACAACAAACGGGAGCGUUUUAGCCCGGCCGCCGCAAUAACCAUGCAUCAUCUUUCUGAAAGCGGCGUGUGCUCGUAGACGAGAGAGAGCAUCCGGCUGCAUCGAGAAUCCGGACAGCGGUCGCCGGGGCAGUUAGCGUUUGAUGUGCGGUGUAAUCGCCGAGGCCGGAGGGAAGCGCGUCCAGCAGCGAGCCGCGGCAGUCGGUAGGCCGGCGACUGCGUAGUCUCGGCUGCGAGAGCGGCGCCGGCCAGCGGACCGCGGCGCCGCCCCCGGCCCGCAUGCACUGACGGCCGCCGACCUGCGACAGCGGGACCAGCAUGCAGCAGCCGCAGCACCCGCACCAGCCGCCCGCCAAGCAGAUGCCGCUGCCGCUGCAGCACCACCCCAGGGACGCCGCCGUCGUCCUCGCCAACCACGCCGCCAACAACGCCGUCGCCAAGAGCAAGGCGCUGGGCCACCACCAGCACCUGCACCACCACCACCACCACAUCCACAACAAUAACAACAACAACAACACCAGCGGUAUCGGCGGCGGCGCGCUCAGCCUGAGCGAGAGCAGCUGUAGUGGCAGUCCGGGCAGCCCGGGAGAGGCGUCGCUGAGCGCGUCCAUGGCGGCCGCGACGUUGGAGCUGUCGCAGCCGGUGGCGGUGUCGGCGGCGGGCGCCGCCUCCGUGGCACCGGUGGCGACGUCGACGCCGCAGUCGCAGUCCCAGCCGCCUCCGCCACCUCCGACGCCCUCGCCGGCGUCGCCCGUCGUGACGCAGCAGCAGCAGCAACAACAACAACAACACCUGCUGCAGCACUUGCACCAGCAGCCGCAGCAGCUGCUCCACCACCAGCACCACCACCACCAACAACAACAGCAGCAGCAGCCUGCCGCCGACAACACCGUCUUCGUCAACUCGUGGCACCCGCACGUGUACGGCAAGCCGCCGAGGACGCCGACGCCGCACCUCAUAUCGGACAUCCUGGGCUGGGGGCGGAGACCGUCGCCGCCGCAGCCGCAGCCGCUGCCGCCGCCGCCGCUCCCGCACCAGCAGCAGCAGCAGCAGGCGGCUACGCAGCUGGCACCGCCGCCGCCGGCCGCCACGCACAGGCCGACGCUGGUGGCCCCGACGCCCAUCCGCGCCACGCCGUCCCCGUGCGUGACCGCCAUGCACAACCUGACCCUGCUGCAGCCGCCCCCGCAGCAGCCGUCGCCGGCGCUCUGCAACCCCCUGGCGCCCGUCGCCGCCCCCGCCGACGAGGAGCUCAGCAACGAACCGCUCAACCUGACGACGAAAAGCCGCGACGCGUCGCCCACCUCUUCGGUGGGCUCCAUCCGCACUCUGACGCCGCCCGUGGUGCCGCCGCCCGCCCCGGGGAAGCUCCUCCUGCCCAACCACAGGCUGGCGCCCUUCCGCGAGCCUCCGGUCAACGGCGUCGAAGCGGUCGUCACCAUCCCCACGGUCCGCGGACCCCCCGGCGCCGCCGUCAACGGGAGACCCGGCGCCGACGUGGGCGUCGCGACGCCUUCCGCCCCCAAGGGAUCUGCGCACCGUGCCGCCCCCAAAGACGGUUCGGCGCCGACGAAGUCGACUGGAGCGAAACGGAAGAAGGAGGCGAACCCCAGCGGCGGCGCGGCGGGCGGCGCGGCGACGGGGGCGGCGGGGGCGAGCGGCGGCGGCGUGGCGGGCGCCGACGGCGGCAGCGGCGGCGCGCCCGGCUCCGACAGCGACCGCAAGCGCAAGAAGGCGCGCACCACCUUCACCGGCCGGCAGAUCUUCGAGCUGGAGCGCCAGUUCGAGCAGAAGAAGUACCUCUCCUCCUCCGAGCGCGCCGAAAUGGCCAAGCUGCUCAACGUCACCGAGACACAGGUGCGUGCCGCGCUGCCUUCCCUCUCGAUACGUCUUCCUCGCCCCACUCAAGUGAAGCUCUACCAAAAGUCUUUCCAGCACACCGUCAUGUGA